AUGGAAGAUUACUUUCAGGAGGCAGGGAGAGCGGGAAGAGAUGGUUUACCAUCAACAUGCAUUUUGAUAUAUACAUUUGAGGACAGAUUAAAAAUUCUUAAUUUUAUAACCAGGAUAGAAGAUCCCAAUCAAAGGUCUCUUCAAAGCAAACUUCUAGACAGUAUUGUGAAAUAUUGCAUGCUCAGUGACUGUCGAAGAGUUUUCAUGUUAACAUACUUUGGCGAGAACCCAGUUAAUCUUAAACCGUGUCGAAAUGGAUGUGAUAACUGUCAGAAUCCAAAACAGUCAGUUCCCAAAGAUUGCACAGAUAUAAGUAUUCAAGCCUUUGACUGCAUUACAUCGAUGAGCACCAGUAUUACAAAAAUAUCUUUAAAACAAGCUGCAUUUACUUUGAAGGGUUCAAAGAGUAAGGAUAUACUAAAAAAUAAUUUCCACCUGGUUCCGCAGUAUGGUCUUGGAAAAGCAAAACUGAAAUCUGAAAGACAAGCUAUUAGAUUCUUCCAGUUACUAGUUGUAGAUGGGUACUUAGAAGAAAAUUUGUGGGACCACAUGGAAAAUACAACAACGCCAUUUCUGACUUUGACAGGUAAAGCGUGCGAUGUUAAGAAUGGACUAGAAAUAGUAGUUUUAGAUUUAUGA
Paramuricea clavata is the source of this 639-nucleotide messenger RNA. The record is from the annotation of a GenBank genome assembly. NCBI's taxonomy places the organism in Eukaryota, Metazoa, Cnidaria, Anthozoa, Malacalcyonacea, Plexauridae.